AUGUCGAAAAUACCGUGGGUGCGGGUGUCUAACGCCACACAGGAUCCGCAGACGAGGUGCUCGGUGGCGCAGGAUCAGAUUGUGAAAGUGGUCGGCGAAGACGGCGACUGGUAUCAAAUCGAGACGACCGAAGGCAGUUCAGGACGGGUGCCGAAAGUUCUGACAUUGCCGAUUUCCGAUCCUCCAAGGCAACCGGGUCAGAAAAUCUACUGCUCAACAGAUGCCUACACCUCAAUACGGGCUGACGAUCUUUCUUUCGCGCCAUAUUCUCUAAUUGUUGCUACUCCAUCAAAAUCACACGAGGGAUGGCUUGAAGGGUACAUUGUGGCCGAUAAUGGUGCAAAACUUGGGUCUCCUGGAUUAAUACCGGAAGGAUAUAUGGUACAUCUCGCCGUUCCUUCAGACGUCGAAGCGCCGACUAGUGGAAUGACGCCAUCGUUUACCACGAAUUUUGACGAGUUUGAUGUGAAAUUCCGUAGUAGUCAGCCAACGACGACAGCUGUGCCGGCAGGGAAUGGCUCAUCGAGCUACACAGUGCAGCCGUAUGCGAGAGCCAUGUACGAUUUUCAAGGCGAAUUUGCCAAUGAGCUUUCAUUCAAAGCCAACGAAAUCAUCUCGCUUCGACGACGAAUUGAUGUUGAUUGGAUGGAAGGAUCGAUAGGAAGCGGACGUGUCGGCAUCUUUCCCGUUAGUUUUGUGCAGAUUAUCGUGAAUCUUCCCGAAGAUGAUGAAUCGACCUCGUCAGCGAACGAUAAAAGAAAGAGUAAUGCUGCGGAGAAUGACGGAAUUGGAUUCGCCACAGUGAAGCACCCAUUCACGGCGAGGCAAACCGACGAGCUCAGUGUAAAAACGGGCGAUGCGGUCAGAGUUCUACGUUUGGUCAACGAUGAAUGGGUGAUGUGCAAAGAUCCGGAUAGCGAACGGACUGGAAUUGUACCGGUGGGAUUCUUAGAACUUUAUCUUGACGACGAAGAGGAUGAUGUUGGGCAUAGCUCGAGGAAAUCAACAGCACCGCAAGAUCAAUCGUUUUCAACUCUUGGACGGAAUUCGUUUGUGGCGCCGGCAGGGAUUCCGGAUUGGAGGACGUCGACGAGAAUCGAAAGUGUUCCAAGCUCGUCGAAUGAUGAUUGGGCGACGUUCGACACAGGCUCAACGAAAAGCGGCGGGACGACACCAACUCCGCACCAAUGGGCGACAUUUGGUGAGGACUGGAUCGCCGCUGAACAACCGAAAGCGACUGCACCGGCAAGACCACCUCCGCCAAAGCAGUCUUCGAUUCAGUCGCCAAAUGACGUUGUCUCGGUUACCGAAAUGUUCGGAAUGGUUGAACGUCAAGCGCCUCCACGACCAGUGGCUCCCAGCUCGAUGUUCCAAACGGCCACUGAUUUCGAAAUGGGUAUCGAGACAGUCACUCAAGGAGCAGCAACGAAUGACGACAAACGUAAUAAGAUUCUAGAGGAGCUCAUUAACAGUGAACUCCAAUUCAUCACGGAUAUUAAUAGCUACAUUGAGGCUGUCAACUCGACGAAUUACCUGAGCACGAAACAAAAAGUGAUCAUGAAGAAUGGGUGUGCGCAAAUUGUGCAACUCUCCGGAAAUCUCGUACAGCUUCUGACAUCUGAGCAAAUAAAACCUGUGGAUUCUCAAGCAAUCGGCGCAUGUUUCCUUCAACUCCGCAAACCAUUUGCUCAAACCUAUGGAUACUACUUUCGUAAUAUCGAACAAAUAAAUCAAAUGCUCACUUCUGCGAAAACUGAAAAAGCGAUGGCAGAAGCUCUGAACGAUGUUGUGCGAAGGAUGCGAGAGAACGGCGCCGGUGCGAUCGAUGGAGCGACGGCUGUCGGACGGCCUGUCCAGCGUUGCCUCAAAUAUCCGUUGUUUCUGAAUGAGAUCACCAAAUUGACGAGUGUAACCCAUUUGGAUCAUCCGAAAUUGUUGGAAGCCAUCAAAACAAUGUCGAAUUUGGGACAAAAGAUGAAUGAGAGCAAGAGGAGGAAAGAAUUAACGCGAAAGUACAUGUCGGAAGACAAACAAUCGUUUGGAGAAAUGCUCUCGAAAAUGACAUUUCAUUCGUUGAAAAAGAAAUCGAAUCGAUUCACGUAUCGAAUGGGAUCAUCUUUGGGAGUUGUCAAAUUGCAACGAGAUCCUCAAUUCGACCGACUUGUCUGCGAGCUUGACAGCGCCGAACGUCGCCUUGUUCGUUUCAAUUAUAUGCUCGUGAUUUAUAGGAAAAAAAUUUAUCAUGAAACUCGGGUUCUCCUCCAAAAGAAGAUCAUCGAGCCUCGGAAAAAGCAGGUUUCUAGUAGCGAUGUCGAUCAUCAAAUGUAUCUCUUCAAUGAAGCUGUUCGGGUAUUCUCGGAGAUCAUCAAUGCACGGGUACGAGAUGAGAUUGUGAGAUCUCUUCGCAAUUUGCCAAAAAGAUUGAUCAAGAAAAGAAAUGACAAAUUGAUGGAUUACGAAGCGGCGAAAUCCAAGGAGAAAGGAAAUUCGAAACGAGAUUUUGUUGAGAUUCAAAAGGAUUAUGAAGCUCUGAAUAUGCAAGUCAAACAACAACUACCUAAAUCCAUUGACUACUUGAAUAAAACGCUGGUAGAUGCGAUGAAGUCUGUGCAGCUUGAAGAUCAGGAUCUGAUGGCAAAUCUUCGCAGUAUAUUCGAGCAAGCGAAGAGCGUGUCUGGUGUUGAUCAGCACAGGAAGCUGAUUCAGCCGAACACUCCCUGUUUCGUGGAUUAUUUCGAUCCGGAUCGACUCAAACCGCUUCAGAAAAUUGCUAACAAAGCUGCACAGGCGGCAAGAAUGAGAUCGAGAUCGCUUUCUCCGACUUCCAAAGCCCAUCAGCACGAUCCUUCACUUCCAUCAAUGUGGAAAUCCGAUGCAUCGACGGCAGCACCAUCGGCGACAUCACCGGCUGCUUCCACACCUUCCGCGGUGACGUCAGCUCCGAAAUUCCGUGCGCAAACGUUGUCCGAACGGAAGACGAUGUUGGAGAAGGCACGAAUGAAAGGGAGAAUGAACGAUAUGUUCGUAGCGACUUCGAACUAUCCAGUUGAUGCCUCAAUGGUGAAAUACGCCGAAAGCGAGGGCAAAGUGUUGAUUGUUCGACAAAACGAUUUGGUACUCGCUGUGAAUCGCGAUGUUCCAAGUUUGUGGCUGUGUUACAAUGGAUACUACAACGCGCCUCUUCCCAGCAAUAUUCUGAAACCCUACAAUGAGCAAGUCGAAACGGGAAUCGAUGCAGUCAAAACUAUUAGCACAACAACGACAAGACCUCAUAGCACUCCGCCGAAGAGUCAAAAUCUCAUCGAUCUUGAGGAUUUGUUUGGUUCAAGUAGUAUUCCAGCGGCGCCUGUUCUCGCUCCAGUACCUGUGCAGCAAACUCAGUCGAAGCCAAUUACUGAUUGGGCUGCUGCCGCGCAAACGCUUCCUCUGGCUCCGCCUCCUCCACAACCCCAACCGCAGCCUCAAACACUGGAUUUGUUCUCGAGUUUGAGUAUCAACUCGAACUCGAAACAUGAAAAGCCGCCGGCGGCACCUUUCGAGGCACAUUUCCCACCACAAAAUAAUUCGCAGACUUCAACGGCGCAGGCCAAUUACGACAUUGAUGAAGAUCAUUUGUUCGACGGUGUCACCUCAAUAAACUGGGGAGCUUCAUCAUCGUCGACCGCUGCUCGAACACCGUCGCUUCCUAAUCUCAAUUCGGUGCCUCCAUCUCGACCCGAUUACACCACUGGCAUAUUCAAUCCAGAUUCGUUGCCCGCCACCGCGCCUCCACCACUUCCAGUCAUCAUCAACCCCCAAAAAGAAGUGUUCAACGAUGCCUUCUCGGGUCAGACCAAUUUGUUCCCGGUGAGCUUCGAUGAGUCGCCAAGCCUUCCGCCGAUGCCGAUCACCCAACGAUCGGCGUCGGCCGUCGCGAAUCCGACUGUUUGGCCGUCUUCGACAAGUGUUCGAGCUGAUUCACCGCAACCCUUGAUACCGUCUCGUCCAGCACCGACGGUGAAGAAUGGAUUCAAUGGAAAUGCGCAAGCUUCUUAUGAUUUUCCACCGACGACAUCGCAACAAGCUCCACUUUACUCAGCUGUUCCGAAUGAACCAACAAACUAUUCCGUGCCGCCCAUGUAUGACCUAACACCUCAACCUCUUACUCCAACUCCAAUCGCGCCCAAGCCAGCUGCUGCUAAUCUUUACGAUGCUCCACCAUGUUUUGCUUCUCAAUACGAUCAACCACCAAUAGAAGCUUCUACUUCUUCUGUUCAGCCAUCUACAUCAUCCGUUAUCCGACCAAUCCUUUGCGAGGUGCGAGCCGACUAUGACUUCGUCCCCCAGGGAUCGAAUCAAGUUGAGAUAAAAGAAGGCGAAGUGGCCGGAGUCUUGCAACGAACUGACGAUGACGGAAAUCCUGAGUGGCUUCUUAUCAAGAAGUCAAACGGACAGGUUGGAUAUGUGCCAGCUGCAUAUUGCCACCCUAUUUAG
This is a messenger RNA of Caenorhabditis bovis, 4473 nucleotides long. Lineage: Eukaryota; Metazoa; Nematoda; Chromadorea; Rhabditida; Rhabditidae. The record is from the annotation of a GenBank genome assembly.